This is a messenger RNA of Hypanus sabinus (Atlantic stingray), 2360 nucleotides long. It is a transcript of the gene cyp51a1, whose product is annotated as lanosterol 14-alpha demethylase. Gene Ontology annotation, molecular function: oxidoreductase activity, acting on paired donors, with incorporation or reduction of molecular oxygen; monooxygenase activity; heme binding. NCBI's taxonomy places the organism in Eukaryota, Metazoa, Chordata, Chondrichthyes, Myliobatiformes, Dasyatidae. The transcript has 10 exons. The coding region runs from base 171 to 1673 and encodes 500 amino acids. The record is from RefSeq and is a predicted model, not a curated record.
CCCCCUUGCUCCAGGUCCCUCCAGCCAGCGCUGCGUCUCGGUGCGGAGCUCUCCCGUAUGUCUGCUACACCGUAACUGAAAAGGUGGAGGCAGACCCCCUCGGGACUACCGCUUGCAAAUCUGUACCGUGCAGGGAGGUGUGCCGAAGGGCUGAGUCUGCGGUCGCCGCGAUGCUGUUGCUGCUGCUGGAGGCUGGCUCGUCCAUCCUGGGAAAUGCCGUGGAAAAGGUCGUGGAUGGCAGCUUGACGUCCAUGGUGCUGGUUACUUCAGCUUUUAUCUUAAGUCUGGCGUACUUCUCCAAAAUGAGCCUAAAACAUCAUGAAAGUCCGAACACAAAAUACCCGCCAUAUAUUCAUUCUAGCAUUCCAUUCCUUGGACAUGCAAUUGCUUUUGGAAGAAAUCCGAUUGACUUUUUAGAAGAUGCAUACUCUAAAUAUGGUCCUGUGUUUAGUUUCACAAUGGUUGGGAAGACAUUUACAUAUUUGCUGGGGAGUGACUCGGCUGCUUUGCUCUUCAACAGUAAAAAUGAGGACUUAAAUGCUGAGGAUGUUUACUCCAAGCUUACAACACCAGUUUUUGGCAAAGGAGUUGCCUACGAUAUUCCAAACCCAUUAUUUCUGGAACAGAAGAAGAUGCUCAAAACUGGUCUGAACAUUGCACAAUUUAAACAGCACAUCUCUCUGAUUGAAGAGGAAACUAUUGAGUAUUUUAAACGUUGGGGUGACAGUGGUGUCAGAAAUUUGUUUGAGGCCCUCUCAGAGCUGAUCAUUCUAACAGCCAGCCGUUGUUUACAUGGAAAAGAGAUUCGAAAUCUGCUGGAUGAGAAAGUUGCUCAGCUCUAUGCUGACCUCGAUGGUGGAUUUACCCAUGCUGCAUGGCUUCUUCCCAGCUGGUUACCUCUUCCCAGUUUCAGACGACGGGAUAAAGCACAUAAGAAGAUCAAGAAUAUUUUCUAUGAUGUAAUUAAGAAACGGAGGGAGUCGAGUACCAGGGAAGAUGACAUGCUGCAGACCUUACUGGAUGCUACCUAUAAGGAUGGAACUUCUCUGACUGAUGACGAAAUCGCAGGUAUGCUCAUUGGACUUCUGUUGGCAGGGCAGCACACUUCCUCUACUACCAGUGCCUGGAUGGGGUUUUUCUUGGCUAAGCAUAAAGAGCUGCAGGAGCGUUGCUACGCAGAGCAGAAAGCAGUGGCUGGGGAGGACCUGCCACUGCUCACCUACGACCAGCUGAAAGACAUGAGUUUGUUGGACCGCUGCUUAAAGGAAACCCUCAGGCUCCGUCCUCCGAUUAUGACAAUGAUGAGGAUGGCCAGAACUCCACAGACUGUUGCUGGUUACACCAUUCCUCCAGGCCAUCAAGUGUGUGUCUCUCCUACCGUCAAUCAUAGACUUAAAGAUACUUGGGUUGAAAGAUUUGAUUUCGACCCUGAUCGCUAUCUCCAAGAUAACCCGGCUGCUCAGCAGAAGUUUGCGUUUGUACCUUUCGGUGCAGGUCGUCAUCGUUGUAUUGGGGAAAAUUUUGCAUAUGUACAGAUCAAGACAAUCUGGUCUACUUUAAUCCGUUUGUAUGAGUUUGAUCUUGUUGAUGGAUACUUCCCAGUUGUGAACUACACAACCAUGAUCCACACCCCUACAAACCCAGUUAUCAGCUAUAAGAGACGAAUGAAAUAAGAAAUGGAUUAAUAAAAUCAAAUCUUGCUAUUCUGCAGUGACUUGUUUAUGCUAUCAAAUCAUUUUGUUGGUCUGUUAUAUAAAAAUCUCAUUCAACUAAUUCAGUACUGAUUUUGUAAUUACUAUUAAUUUAUUUCUAAAUUAAGGAUAUUGAUAACUGGGGUCCGUUUUACAAAUAGUAGUAGUCUGAAAUUUUGUUGUCUCUGCUCACGAAUUGCAUUUGUAUCCCUGAAAGCAAAGAUGUGUUGAGACUUAAUUGCACUGCUGAGCACUCAAAGACAGCAGCUUAGUGAAUUUCCUUGUAUUAUCACAUCCUUAUGUGAUUUAUUCUCAAUGUUAAACUUGGAUGUUGUCCCUUUUGCAACGUACUUUAACAUUUUAACAUUAAGGAAAUGUAGAGAAGAUAUGUUGCAUUUUUCCAAUGGUGGGCUGCUUGUAUGAACAUUAGGGAGUGAAGUUUGCUUUUAAGUAUGAAUUUGGAAUUUCUGAAGUUGUGGUAAAGCUUAGUUUGUAGAAAUUUUGUAUCAGCUUGGGAUGGAUAAUAAUGGUUAUGACUUUAUAGCCUCUCAAAAUGGGAUUGCUUAAGGCUUUAAAACUGUUGUCUUACUUGUGAAUGUAAUUGAUUGUACAAAAGAUUGUCACAUUGUUUUGUAUUAUUUUAACUAAUUAUAUAGCACCAAAAUUGGU